ACACGAGUUUCUCCUUACUCACCCAGUCACCCUAGACAAAAACAAAAGAUGGAAAUUCUGAGCUUACCGUUCAACAGCGCGAGCUAAAGAGUGAAUGCGCCGGUAUAUUCCAGUGUAGAGAGAGAAAGAAAAGGCAGAGAGAAAAUGGCGAUUUCAGGGGAUCUACGAGUAUUUGCUACACUAGCACCUCAUCGGACACAUCAACUUCCUCUUCGAACCUCCUCGCAUUCUUCUUCUAAGGUAGAUGUUUCUAGUUUCCCAAGUGGAGGGCUAAGUAUCUCUGAGAUUUCCCCUAGAAAGUUGACUAGUGUGUCUAAUGGCUCCAGUUUCCGGUGCCAGUCCAAUCUGUCAUUUGGAGUCACAGGAGAUGAUAAAACAGCUGUAAAGUCUUUCAACCAAGAUGCUGAGACUUUUUUAUUGCAUGCUAUCAACUUGAACUUUUUCGAGCGUUUAAACUUAGCUUGGAAGAUCGUUUUCCCGCCACCAAAAACAAGAAGAAGCUCCAAUGCAAUGAUUGCUAAGCAGCGACUAAAGAUGAUCUUGUUUGCUGAUCGAUGUGCUGUUAGUGACGAAGCUAAACAGAAGAUCGUGAAGAGCAUUGUCAGUGCUUUGUCAGAUUUUGUGGAGAUUGAAUCUCAGGAGAAGGUGCAGCUCAAUGUCGCAACUGAUAUAGAUCUCGGAACUGUGUGUUCUGUUACCGUGCCUGUAAGGCGAGUGAAACCGGAGUAUCAGGAAGAUGAUGAAACUGGGUCGAUAAUGAGUAUAGACUACAAAGACAAUGGUGAGACAUCUGGUGCUGUUGAUGUCAGGUUUGAUUUCUACAUGCCAAAUGAGAACUCAUUGACAUGAGCCAUAUAUGAGUUACCUCUAUUAACCUAGUUGCAUCAAGUUUCUUAGUGAUGGCAACUUUUGACCCUAAAUUUAGAUCAAGAAGAUCUGGUUUCCGCACUUAAGGGUCUUUUCAGAUUGUUUUGUUACUUCUUCAUAACUAGUCUUUCUGUAAAUAUAAGAUGUAUUCUCCAAAGUCGUCGAAAUAUUUAUUCUUUUCCCCCCCUUAACCUCUUUUGGCCAUUGUUUCUGAAUGUAUGUGUUUGUGACGGAUGAUCGUUAUCUGCCUCAGAUAUCUAGUUUUGUUUUCGCCUCUUGCUCAUCAGCUUA
Messenger RNA from Beta vulgaris subsp. vulgaris (sugar beet), 1158 nucleotides. RefSeq names its product cell division topological specificity factor homolog, chloroplastic. The transcript is spliced from 2 exons. Gene Ontology annotation, biological process: chloroplast fission; regulation of division septum assembly; cell division. The record is from RefSeq and is a predicted model, not a curated record. Bases 145 to 849 code for a protein of 234 amino acids. Lineage: Eukaryota; Viridiplantae; Streptophyta; Magnoliopsida; Caryophyllales; Amaranthaceae.